Mytilinidion resinicola is the source of this 1074-nucleotide messenger RNA. RefSeq names its product alpha/beta-hydrolase. NCBI's taxonomy places the organism in Eukaryota, Fungi, Ascomycota, Dothideomycetes, Mytilinidiales, Mytilinidiaceae. The record is from RefSeq and is a predicted model, not a curated record. Gene Ontology annotation, molecular function: hydrolase activity. The transcript is spliced from 6 exons. The coding region runs from base 1 to 1074 and encodes 357 amino acids.
AUGUCCUUUGUAGGAGAUACAAAAGAUACUAAUGAAGCAACAAAAAUCUACGACCCACUCGAUCCAACUGUUCUUCGCCUUCUCGACCCCGAAUUUGUAGAGUACUAUAACUCUGUCCUGGGAACGAAAAUCGCGACCCAUCACAUACCGCUCUCUGAAGUCCGCGCAAACCCAGAGAAAUGGUCAGGCUCGUGGUGUAAAGACUACACGGGCAGUCCAGGCGUCAAAAACUUCACCAUUCCUUCGGACGAUGGAUAUCAAGUGAAAUGCCGGAGUUACAAUCCAGAUCCAGCUCGGCAUGGAGAGGGGCCCUUUCCAGUCCAUAUCAACUUUCACGGCGGCGGGUUCGUUUUCGGCGAUCUAACGGCAGAUGCAGAGUUCUGCAUGAUGCUAAAGGACCGUCUUGGUAUCAUAGUAAUAGACGUAGACUAUCGUCUUUGUCCAGAGCAUCGUUUUGGCAAGAACAUAGGGGACAGCUGGGCUGCAUUGAAAUGGGUUCACGAGCAUGCAUCUGAAACGAACGGUCUCCCAGACUCAAUAUCGAUUGGCGGCAUCUCCGCCGGUGGUCAAAUAGCCUGUGUACUUCAACAUAUGGCCCGCGAUGCGAGAGUCCCACUGAAAUUCGCUAUCCUCAGCGUCCCAACAACCGACUUCCAUACCUAUUUCCCCACGCCAGACCAUCACGCGCCUUUUCACCCUCUACCAUCCGUCGCCCGAUUCGCAAAGGCUCCCAGUCUCCCAGCGUCCCGUCUCGCGUUUUUUAAGAGCCAUGUUUUCCCCGAUGAGCACCGCGACUUUAUUGAGAAGGAGGUUCCGUUGAUGUGGCGCGCGCCUCUCCAUGCACCUAACUUUAAAGAGCUUUGUGACGCGUUCGUUAUCACCGCAGAGUGCGAUCCGCUGGUUGAUGAGGGCGAGGCGUAUGGGCGGAAGAUGGUAGAAGCGGGUGGAAUGGUCAUAUUCAAGAGGUAUCUAGGCGUUCCGCACCCGUUCAUGCAUAUGACAAAGGCGUUAGCGAAGGCGAGGCAGUACGAGAACGAUGUUUGUGCCGCUUUGAAGAUGGCGCAUGGGCUGUGA